UCCAUGGUCCGCGCUCCCAGAUCACAUGGACUGUUCAUUAGGGGUUGGCACAUUAGCUAUUAGUACGUAUCAAUUGACGAUUAAAGUAAGGGCAUCAUUGUUAGUUAUCAGUAUAUUCCAGUGAUAAGUGACCGAUUUUAGAAAAUUAUAACAUAUAUUCUUUGCCAGUUUACAAUAGCUAAGUGAUAUUAAUGUUAUACUAUAAUUAGUAUAUGUAAUACUAAAUUAUCUUCUCACACUGGCGAACUAAAAAUUAUUUGCAGAAAUAUUUUUAAUCAUAAGUAUGAUUUUUGUGUAAUAGAUAUCUAUUGUAAGAUAUUUCACUGUUGUCAUCCUUUCCUUCAUCAUCUACAGUAAAUAAACAGAAAAAAAUUAUUUCUAACAAUUCCAAAAUGGAGGAAAAAGCUAAAACUAUAAUAGAAAAUAUGGAAAACGUCAAUCCAACAAAGAAAGCAGCAAAGCCCAAAUCUGCAAAAUCACAACGGUCACCAGCUUCACAUCCACGGACUUCUGAAAUGGUAAAUGCUGCUAUUAAGGAAUUGAAAGAUCGAAAAGGAUCGUCUUUUCAAGCAAUUAAAAAAUACAUUUCUUUGACAUAUAAAGUUGAUGGAGAGAAAUUUUCACCUUUUAUUAAAAGAUACUUAAAGGCAGCUGUUACUUCAGGUACUGUUGUUCAAACAAAAGGUAAAGGUGCUUCUGGGUCGUUUAAACUUUCUACUAAGAGUUCCAUUAAAGGUUCUGACUCAAAAAAGAUUCAUCAAACUAUUAAAGUAUCAAAACCUAAAAAAGUUAAAAAAUCUGUUGAAAAGAAAACAUCGUCGUUACGAAAACCAGUAUCAUCAAAAAAACUAAGCUCUCCAAAAAAAGCUGGAAGUACUAAAAAAUCAACAAAUGUGAAAAAAUCUAAAGUAAAAACAGCUCAAAAAAUUGAAAAAGUUAAAUCUAUAAACGAAUCUAAAACUAUGUCAAAGAGCAAAAAGACGACUAAAGCACCAGCAGCUAAAACGAAAACUCCUAAACCCAAAAAAUCGAUAGCUAACAAAGCAAUUAAAUCAACAGCAAAGAAAUAAUUAUUAAACAAGAAUUUUAAAAUUCAAUUGGCCCUUUUCAGGGCCACAAA
This is a messenger RNA of Apis dorsata (giant honeybee), 1120 nucleotides long. RefSeq names its product histone H1A, sperm-like. Gene Ontology annotation, cellular component: nucleosome; nucleus. Lineage: Eukaryota; Metazoa; Arthropoda; Insecta; Hymenoptera; Apidae. Gene Ontology annotation, molecular function: double-stranded DNA binding; structural constituent of chromatin; nucleosomal DNA binding. Bases 393 to 1070 code for a protein of 225 amino acids. The transcript has 2 exons. Gene Ontology annotation, biological process: nucleosome assembly; chromosome condensation; negative regulation of DNA recombination. The record is from RefSeq and is a predicted model, not a curated record.